Phytophthora sojae is the source of this 3684-nucleotide messenger RNA. RefSeq lists its product as hypothetical. Gene Ontology annotation, biological process: SCF-dependent proteasomal ubiquitin-dependent protein catabolic process. The transcript is spliced from 3 exons. The record is from RefSeq and is a predicted model, not a curated record. Lineage: Eukaryota; Oomycota; Peronosporomycetes; Peronosporales; Peronosporaceae. The coding region runs from base 1 to 3684 and encodes 1227 amino acids. Gene Ontology annotation, cellular component: SCF ubiquitin ligase complex. Gene Ontology annotation, molecular function: protein binding.
AUGACUCUGGAAGAAAAGCAGCAGCGGCAGAUGCACUCGUUCCUGCGCAACUUCCUUGCUGCAGGAGAGAGCGGCCGCUUCCAGCAGGUGAUCGACCUCCAUCAGCAUGGAAUCGACACGGGCAUCACCGUCACGGACGCGACGCUGCAGGAAGUUGUGCUCACAGUGCCGAAUCUGCGCGGGUUGAAUCUCUCUGGGUGCUCACAUAUCACGGACGCGGGGCUGUGGGCUGUGGCGAGACACUGCCAAGCACAGCUGGAUACGAUCUACCUGGCCCAGUGUGAGAAGGUGACUGAGCUUGGCCUUCGUCUUCUCGCGCACAAUUGCAGGUUAGUGCUGGUGGACCUCAGCGAUUGUCCACAGCUCAACGACGCAGCUCUGCAGACGCUGGCAGCUGGGUGCUGGAUGAUUGAGACUUUCAUCAUGAAGCGGUGCAGAGGCGUCUCCGAUGCUGGCAUCGUCAAAAUCGCACAGUGCUGCAAGGACCUACGCCACCUCGACGUUUCCGAAUGCUCUCGACUGGGAGAGUACGGAGACAAAGCUCUGCUUGAGAUCGGCAAGUGCUGCCCGAAGCUGCGUGUGCUAGACUUAUUCGGUUGCCAGCACGUGCACGACCCGGGGAUUCGCGCCAUCGCUAAAGGCUGCCCUCUGCUGACGACGCUGAAGCUGACUGGAUGUCGAGAUGUCAGCAGCAUUGCUAUCCGAGCGCUGGCCCAACAGUGUACUCAGCUCGAGGUUUUGUCACUUUCUGGAUGCAUCAAGACGACGAACAGUGACCUUCAGCUACUUGCUACCAACUGCCCGCAGCUCACGUGGCUCGACAUCAGUGGUAGCCCCAACAUUGAUGCACGCGGCGUGCGUGCACUAGCUCAGAACUGCACGUCGUUGACGUAUCUGAGUCUGGCUGGGUGCCAACACGUUGGGGACGCUGCCUUAAGCGAACUUACCAGUGCCGGAGCGGGAGGACUCACCAAGUCAUUAGGGGAACUGUCGCUCGCAGACUGCCCUCGUGUCACGGAGAGUGGAGUCGACGCGCUAACCACUGUUUGUACCAACCUUAUCACGCUCAACCUCACGAAUUGCAAGCAGAUUGGUCGGAGGUUCCUCCAGAAGCUCAUUACCAAGCUUGAGUUCGUGCAGUGGGCCACGAGUUUCUUCGGCUACGAACCACUGCCGAACGCCGCCGAGCUGUGCCGUCAGCGCGACCUCCGCCUGCUGCAACUGGGAAGUGCGAUCAAAAUUCAGUCGGCGAUGCGCGGGUGUCUGGCUCGAGGAGGGCUCUGGCAAGCCAAGCUCAAGUUCGUGGAGCGGAGAAUUCUACCUAAAAUCCAAGCGCGUGUGCGCGGAUUCCUGGUCCGGAAGCGUCUUGCAGCAGAGAGGAGAUACAAACUAGAAGACCACGCUGCGUGGUUGAUCGGCCGAGCAUAUCGAGACCUGCAGCUCCGACGGAUGCUGGCUCGCGCAAAGCGAAUACGACAAAUCAAGGAGCACGAGGACGAAGCAGUGCUCAUUUUCCAGAAGAUAUUCCGUGGCUACCGAGACCGCAAACUUGUAGCGAAGAUGCGGUACGACAUUUACUGCGAGCAGCAGUUCCAAGCUCGCGUUUUGGCCAUGCAGAACUUGGCGGCGACGAAACUGCAGCGUGCGUACCGAGGCCACCGAGGACGGUCUGACGCCGCCAUGCUGCGCUCCAUCAAGGAAGCAAAGCGUCUCCAGCACGAGAAAGAGGUUCGCUCUGCGGCAUUCUUGCAGCGCGUGUAUCGGGGCCACAAGGGGCGCAGACUUCGAGCUCAACGCCUUGCAGAGCUGCUUCACCAGCAACAAUGCCACCAAGGUGCCAUCAAGAUGCAAAAGGUGUUCCGUGGCCACCGCGCGCGACGGUAUGCAGUGAUUCUGCGCGCUGAGGCAAACGAGCUGCGUAUUCUCAACGCCGCUUUAACCAUUCAAAGGUACUGGCGAGGCAUUCGCGACAAGCACUUGGCUGCCGUGCUCAUUGGGCUCAUCAAGCUUCGAGCUAGAGAGAACGAGGCCGCGCAUUCAAUCCAAGCUGCUUAUCGAAUGCACGCCUCUCGAGGAUUCAUGAAGGCGAUGAGGCUAGCUAUGGCCGCGCAAAUGAGAAGGAUAAAGGCUGCAACAGACAUCCAACGGAUGAUACGAGGACACCGUGGGCGAGCAGAUGCGGAACUGCGGAGAGAGCUGCAGCGAUUCCGCCACCAAGCCAAACCACUAUUCGCAAAGGAAGCGCGGCUGCAAGCGCUAGUGGAUGACUUGAACGAGAAAGUGGAGCAGCUUCAACGCAAAAUCGCAGCCGACGAGGAAGAAGAGCGCGCGCUUACACUGGAGCUCCAGAAAACGCUGCAGAUUAAGACCAAGUACCACGACUCGAGUCGUAUUACCGGGACCCCGCAGCGCUACCUGACACAGUAUCUCCAAGUGCAGCUUGCUGAUCAACUACGAGCUAAGCGCACCGAGAUCGCGCUUGAUGGACGGGCGUUUGAAACUCUGACGACAAACCUGAACGAUGCCCAGAAGCAGUUGAGAGGAGUCAGGCGAGAGCUGGAGCCGCUAACCGAGGGCGUCAUCAAGAAAACACGCGAAAACCGCGUCAAGAGGCUACAGGAUAAGGUUCGCCACGAGCGCCGCGCCGCGGUCAUGAUCCAAAAGAUGUUCCGCGGCUUUCGCGUGAGAUCCGCGGUUCGAGAGGGAGGCAAUUGCUGGAUUCAAAUGGCUUCACCCGACAACGGCCGGCCAUACUACUACAAUGCGCUGACAGGGGCCACGCGAUGGCAUCGACCACUAGCGAUGGACAUCUUCAGUGACCAUUUUGCGGAGCCGAUGCAGGAGCCCGCUUCGCUGUCGCCACGCACUGUGCAUGCAUCACUUGGGGACACGACCAUGAAUUCGCGCCGCUCUGCUCGCAGUAUUGGAACUUCUCGCUCUCUCCAUUGGCAGUACCGAUACGGCUACGAGUAUGAUGCGAAUGGCAAGCUUGUGACGAGUUCCAGGUCGCACCCCCGGCCAAUCUGGACGGAGCAUACCGAUCCGGACAACGGCUUGACCUACUACUACAACGCGCUCACGAAUGAGUACCGAUGGGAGAAACCCGAAGACUUCGACAUCAACUACGAGGCGUUCGCUAGUGGACGAAGCGCGAGCAGCUCUGCUCGUAAGUGGUUCGACAUGGCCCAUCAGAAGGCAAAUGGAGACGGCAGCAACUCGCUCACGACCCGAUCGUCCAAGUCGCGCGCUCUGGGUAAGAAGUGGGUCGAGCUGGUGGACCCAGAGACGCAGAACACGUACUACUACAACGAAGUCACGGGCGAAUCGAGGUGGUCGCUCUCGCCGCGCAGUGCUCGCGACACUUCCGACACCGAAGACCAGAUCUCGUUGGCGCUCUUCGCGCAGGUGAAGCAGCUCCGUGAAUCCCCCGUGCCGUAUUCAUCACGAGAGCAGCACAUGAGUUGGCUAGAGGCCGCCCUUGCUGAGAAGGACUGGAAAAAGGCUGACGCGAUCGUCCAGCAUAUCUUCAUUCGCGAGCAGAGCCAAGCUGUGACCGAGCGUAAAGCUCGAGAAGAAGCGGCCAUGAAUAACACGUCCACAUGGGAAGCGAUGCUGGGUAACGACGGGAAAACUUACUACUACAACUCAAUGACAGGCGAUACGGCGUGGGAGCAACCGACAUGA